AUGGCGCGCAAUCAGGAGAAGGCGCAGUCGAUGCUCAACCGCUUCCUUGCCGGCAAGGAGGCAGAAAAGCGUGGGCCAAAGCAGCGGCGGCCAUAUUUAGCCAGCGAGGUGACAGACCUGAAUGAGGCGGACAAAUGGCGGCAGCAGAUCCUGCGAGAAAUCGGGAAGAAGGUCAUGGAAAUCCAGAACACAGGGCUGGGGGAGCACAGGAUCCGUGAUCUGAAUGAUGAGAUCAACAAGUUGAUCCGCGAGAAGGGGCACUGGGAGAAGCGCAUCGUGCAGCUGGGGGGACCUGACUACGCCAAAACCGCUCCCAAGAUCACCGACUCAGAGGGCAACGCUGUCGAGGGCGCCUCUGGCGGGCGCGGCGGCGGGUACCGCUACUUUGGCGCGGCCAAGGCCCUUCCCGGCGUCAAGGAGCUGUUUGAGAAGGAGGCGCCCAAAAUUGUCAGGAAGACGCGGUUCCAGAUGCACAAGAGCAUUACGCCGGACUACUACGGAUUCAGAGACGAGGAGGACGGGGUGCUGGUCAAGGUGGAGGCGGUCGCGGAGAGGGCCAUCCAGGCGCAGAAGCUCCGGGAAUGGGAGGCGCGGGAGGCGGAGCGCGACGCUGCCCUGGCGGGCACGGCUGCCGGCGGCUCAGGCGUGGGCGUGGGCGCAGGCGCCAAGCAGCAGCGCAAGGGGCAGCUUGCAGGCGGCGGCGGCGGCGGAGGCGGCCUGGGUGGCGGAGGAGGGGCAGAAGAGGACGGCGGGACUCAGUUUGUGGCGUACGUCCCGUUGCCAGACCAGGCAGCAAUCGAGCAGCGGAUCCUAGAGAAGAAGAAGCAGGACCUUCUUGCCAAGUACACCAGCGAUUCGCUGCUGCAUCAACAGGAGGAGGCGCGAGCGCUGCUGAACAAGCGGUGA
Messenger RNA from Monoraphidium neglectum, 906 nucleotides. Its product is annotated as putative Pre-mRNA-splicing factor ISY1 like protein. The coding region runs from base 1 to 906 and encodes 301 amino acids. The transcript is spliced from 5 exons. Lineage: Eukaryota; Viridiplantae; Chlorophyta; Chlorophyceae; Sphaeropleales; Selenastraceae. The record is from RefSeq and is a predicted model, not a curated record. Gene Ontology annotation, biological process: mRNA 3'-splice site recognition; generation of catalytic spliceosome for second transesterification step. Gene Ontology annotation, cellular component: post-mRNA release spliceosomal complex; catalytic step 2 spliceosome; Prp19 complex.